AUGCCUACAUCAUUAUUCAGCCAGAGAGCACUCUGGAACGCUGUGCUUCUCACGCUGGUCCUUCACGCAUGCGAUGAGAUCGUAUCGCGCCACCUGUGGGAACAUGUCGUAGAGAGCUUCGUGUCAGCUGUACCACUCGACUGGUUGAGGGAAGGCGAGGAGGAUGUUGUCCUAACACACCGGAAUAGCCUGUCGAACCGCGAAUUUUAUCUGCAAGAAAUGCCUAAGAGUUUGCUCAUGAAUCUGGCUUUACAAACUCUGGCCUUCUACAAAGCGUGCUGGCUCGAGUGGGCGUUCCCAACUCGACCGCAGCCAGAGCGAUCCGACACAGCGCAGGCGGGAGAGGUGGCCAAAGAGAUCCGCGGCCGUGAAGAGAUGGAGCAGGAGAUCAUGCAGAAGCUCAUUGCAGACGGACGCGUCACACCUGCGGGCAUUAAUUGGCGGAGCGUGCUGCUCAGGUGGCUUGUUGAUGACACCUUGGGGACACUGUUCUUUGGUAUAGUCGGCCAUGCACUCUAUUCCGCAACGCGGCUACAUCCGCUGCAGCAGAUCGUACAGGACUAUCCACAAGCUGUAGGAGCUCACUUCCUAAGCUACUGGCUCAGCCCAAACCCUUUCUUCUCCAUCAUCGGUCAUGCCUAUGUGCCUGCCGUAUAUCGGAUACAGUUCUGGGCGGCCGCAGAUUUGGCGCUGAACUUGAGUUUGAGCUUGCUCUUACGUCCUGUUGUGCCGUGGUUCAUGCGCCUGGAGCCCGUGAAGAACUUCUUCGAGGAAGGAGCGGCACAGAACCGACUCAACAGCUGGUGGGCUAGGGAGAUGAAGCGCCAUGAUGAGGAGAGAAAGAAGCUUGAUGCCGAAAUGCAGGCCAUGUUCGACGGCUGGAAAACCGAUGCAGAUGGAGUGUCCAAGGGAGACGAGUUAUGA
Molecule: messenger RNA, 924 nt
Organism: Recurvomyces mirabilis
Lineage: Eukaryota; Fungi; Ascomycota; Dothideomycetes; Mycosphaerellales; Teratosphaeriaceae
Exons: 1
Coding region: 1-924 (307 amino acids)
Source: RefSeq, a predicted model, not a curated record